Messenger RNA from Bursaphelenchus xylophilus (pine wood nematode), 4794 nucleotides. NCBI's taxonomy places the organism in Eukaryota, Metazoa, Nematoda, Chromadorea, Rhabditida, Aphelenchoididae. The record is from the annotation of a GenBank genome assembly.
AUGAGGGUCAAGACUUUCCAGCGCGGCCUAUACCAUGUUCUCUACGAUUUUGGCAGAUGGACUUCAAUCCACGGACUGCCUCAUGUCGCUUUGGCUGACGAUAUUAUAACUGCGACUUUCUGGAUAGUCGUUGUUAUUGUAUCCACAUUUAUUUUGGUGAUGUUGGUUGCGAACUCAAUCAGAAAGUAUUUUAGUUAUCCGGUAACGAUGACACAAAGAGUAAGAAGAUGUCUCUAAAGAAAGGGUUGUUUAGAGUAUCAUAACGCCGCAAGACUUCCCAGUUAUUACGAUUUGCAAUGGCAGCCCUUGGAAGAGGAGUGGAGCUCCAGGGACUCCGUUGCAAGGAUUGGUAAGUGUUAUUAUUUGGGUGUCCCAUAAGUCUUGCGAUUUUUUUGGGUCGUCGACUUGUACGAAUUCCUGUAAGCUUUCAAACGCAGUACAGAGUAUGCUGUAUAUAUGGAUUUGAAGCUCAGAUAAAGCGCUUUUAAAUCGUAUAUGACAAGGUCACAUAAAGUCCACCUGCUUCCACACUGUCCCGAUAUUGCACUUGACAUUAAAAAAAUUUUGCCUGCUGAUGUUGAAAUGGACACAUGCUUUGUAAAAUUAGAUCCGUUUUCAGAUAGAGGCCUACGAAGCCGGAGCUUCCAACGAUACAUAUGGAUUUGCUGCCCCAUUUGACAUGGCGGAAUCGCUUCGGGCUACCAGGUGGACUAGAUUCAUGUUCGAAGACUUGCAAGCCUUGGAUCAGAAGGUAAAGCCUUCGUAGAAAUUUAAAAAAAGAACGUUUAUUUAGCGUUCUCACAACCUCGGCUACAGGCUGAAUGACAUGCUGAUCGACUGCCAGUACAACCAAAGGCCUUGCAAACUAAAGCAAGUAAAGAUUUUCAUUGCAUUCCUCAACAAAUUCCCUUCACUUUCAGCGAGACAGUCACCUUCUACGACCCCUACAACGGUCUUUGUCACAUGCUAAAUCCGAACAUGACCUGGCUCACAUCACGAGCCGGCCCCUACAACGGUAUGAGGAUAUCGUUGAAGUCUCCGCAAGCCGCGUACUUGCCUUGGAUUCAAACCGCUGGAAUCAUAUAUUUUGUUCAUGGAACUGUAAGCGUGUUUUUUAACCAUCAAUAUUUAUUAUUUUCCCGACAGGCGGAUGUAAGGCACCUGUAUUUAUCGCUGAAUUUUAGAAUGAAACUCCGUUUCAAGAUGCCUUUGGGUACUUUGCUCAGGUCGGGAAAUGCACCUCGGUGGGAAUAAAAGGACUGAAACGAAUCAAACUAACGCAUCCAUAUUCGGACUGUUCCGAUGAUGGGAAUGGCGCCUCAAACUACUAUGACAAUGCUUAUGCGGUAAGCAUUGUCAUAACUAAAAAUUUCGACGGUUUAACAUGACAUGACAUAGUCGUAUUAUAGAACUUUUCAACUUGAAGGAAAGGGUGCGUUUUUCAAAGCGGAGUGUUUUAGCUUAGAAAACGGAAGGGUUUGGAGUCAUUUUGGUCCCUUCCGGGAUGCAAAAUGAGACGUUUUUUGCCAUUAGAUCAAGUCCCGCACUGUACCCCUCUUUUGAAUAAAAGAAAAGUUUAUAAAGAAGAAUACAGUGGCCGACUUGACCCAGUGGAAAAAACAUUCCAUUUUGCAUUUCGGAAGUAUGAAAAAAUGUGGCAAAAUACCUCCAUUUUCGAGUGAAAGACCCCGAUUUCAUAAGCGCGACCAGAACUGCCAAGAACUCUUUAGGUAAGCUCUUUUUGUGAGGGAAAAGGCGCGCUCUUCAAAACGACGUUUUUUCACUUGGAGAGGGAGGCAUUUUGCCACAUUUUUGAUACUUCCCGGAUACGAAAUUGUACGUUUUUUGCCACUGGAUCCGGUCCUCUACUGAAAAAAAAAUGAUUUUAGGUAGAAGCUUGUCUCCGAAGUUGCAUCCAAGAUAAUAUCACAGCCACAUGCGGAUGUUAUGACCCUCAAUAUAAUUUCCCGCCGAAUAUCAGCGUUCCGUCUUGCUACAAGAUGAAUGAUACGAAUGCAGCAAGUGGGUACAAUUUUGAUCUUUUAAUUUAUUUGCUUACUCUUACACAUAAUACUGCAUUUGUAAAGCACAUAUGACAAAUUUUUGGGGUUUUUUUCGACCACAAAAAAAGCAUUUUUUUCCCGCUUUUCGACCGGAAAAUCGACCAUUUUUUGAUCCAGUGGCAAAAAUCUACCAUUUUGUAUCCGGGAAGUAUCAAAAAAUGUGGCAAAAUACCUCCCUCUCCAAGCGAAAAAACUUCUUUUUGAAGAGCGCGUCUCACAAAAAGAGCGGGCACACUUUUGAAAUCUGACAAGGGAAGUCACUUAAGUCACGGAUCAAUUUUUAAAAACGACUAUUACAGCGAUGGGGAGGGUAAGACGGAGAUGUCAAAUCUGAAAACCGCUGCCUCCACCGGCCUCUGGGAGCCGAGAUAAUCGACCAAAAAGUUUGACUAAAAAAAGGCUUCCCCGAGUAGUCCUCUCUUCCGAAAGAAGGAGGGAAGAGAGCCGAAUGGUCCGGUGGUCUGGAAGCGCGCUUCCAGGCCUUGACUUUUUCAGGUUCGAAUCCGCAUGGGUCAAAUAAUUUAUUAAACUUUUCCCGUGAUCCAGUAAAUUUGCUAGCAAUUUAUUUUUAGAUUUUUUACAUAUUUUACGACAAAAUUUCAGAGUAAUAAUUUAAAUGCGCGUUCGAAACGAUUUGAAUUUUCAAGGUUGAAAAUUUACCGUGAAAUAGUCAAAAAAUCUAAAAAUAAAUUUCUGGCAAAUUUACUGGAUCACAGCAACUGCUUUAUAAAUUUUUCACAAGUUCGAGACCCGCGCGGAUUCGAACCUGAAAAGAUGAAGGCCCGGAAGCGCGCUUCCAGACCACCGAACCAUUCGGUUCGCUGGGUUCUCUUCUUUCGGAAGGAAGAAAUGUUCGGAAGAAUUUGGUCAAACUUUUUGGUCGAUUAUCUCGGCUCCCAGAGGCCGGUGGAGGUAGCGGUUUUUAGAUUUGAUAUCUCUGUCCUACCCUCCCCAUCGCUGUAACAGUCGUUUUACAAAAUCGAUCCGUGAUUUAAGUGACUUCCCUUGUGAGUUUCUUCACUUGGAGAGAGAAGUAUUUUGCCACGUUUUUGAGGCUUCCCGGAUGCAAAAUCUUACGUUCUUUGCCACUGAAUCAGGUCCGCCAUUGUAUAAGAUUCAUUUUUUCAGUGGACUGCGCUGACUCCAUCAUAAACGUCGCAUUGGAGGACAGCGAAAGCUUCAGCAUUGAACAAUGCAAUUGCCCAUACGAUUGCGAGUAAGUUCUUGAUUUCAAAAUUAAAUUUACAAUACGAUCUACACCUAAUUGAGUAUAUAAAUUUGUCAAAAAAAAACAAAAUUUUAGCCAAUCAUUUUACCUGAUCGCUAUGUCUCAAGCCAAGUGGGUGCCUCCAAGUCACAUUGUAAGUUUCUGACCGGUAAUUAAUCAUAUUGGGCUCCAAAUACUGGGCAUUUCGACCAGUCAAUCAGCUUAUUUUUCAGUGUUUUGAGAAAAUGCCAAAACAUGGCGGGAAAUUGAAAAUUUCGCAUUUAAAAAUAUCUUUCAUAUUGCCUGUUAUAAAAUCCCCACCUAAGAAUUAAUUGAAUUUUUAGCCUCCAGAAUGUGCUAAUCAAUCAAUUUCUUCUCCAUUAUGGUCAACGUCUGAUGAAUGCAUCGCUUGGUACAAGGAGAACACCAUAAUGUUGGAGCUGUACUUCGAACGUCCGUAUUAUCAAAGCAAUUUGGAAGCAUCGGCUUAUUCUGUAACUCUUUUUUUUGAUACAGUGAGGACCCGAUCCAGUGGCAAAAAACGUGGCAUUUUGCAUCCGGGAAGCAUCAAAAAAUGUGGCAAAAUGACUCUUUCUCCAAGUGAAAAAACCCCGUUUUGAUCGGAGUUUUUUCACUUGAGAGGGAGGUAUUUUGCUACAUUUUGGAGGUCCUGAUACAGUGGCAAAAAGGUACCAUAUUGCAUCCGGGAAGCGUCAAAAAAUGUGGCAAAAUGCCUCCCUCUCCAAGUGAAAAACCCCGAUUUCAAAAACGCCUUCAAAACGGAGCUUUUUCGGUUAGAGCGGGAGGUAUUUUGCCACAUUUUUGAUACUUCCAGGAUGCAAAAUGGACGUUUUUUGCCACCGGAUCAGGUCCCCCACUGUGCUUUUCAUUGGCUAUAAAUUCUUUAGUGGACUGACGCACUAGCUGACGUCGGCGGCCAACUGGGACUUUGGCUUGGAAUGAGUGUAAUUUCGCUGGUCGAAUUGGGCAUGUUGGCCGGAGUAGCAAUUGCGUUCGUCUUCUUACAACCAAAGAAUGUGAAUAUCAAGGGUUAUGAUUACUGGAAAGAGUUCAAUAAUCAGGUAGGAAAAGAUGAUCCUUGCAUCAUCCAAAAAUGUUUGCUAAAUGCGAGGAUAUCGUGGCUCCAUCCCGAAGCUUAUAGUCACUUUCCGAAAGCUGUUCCAAACUUUUGACGCACCUAUUUAAAAAGUUUGUUUUUAAUUCUAACGAACUUUCUGAUUUCCAUGGAUAUGCCUCCGUAUAGGCUCUUAAUAUUGUACAUGGAGCUCCCUACAGAAAAGAAAUGAAACUCCCAUCUCAAAGAAGAACUAGUCUGUUCCAAACUUUUGACGUGCAGUAUAAAUUUUGGUAUUUUUAUGGGUGUAACUUUAGAUUGAUGCUAAGGGAAGCGAUUUAUACAAGGCAGAUGCCAAAGAAGACCCUUUGCCGCCGAAGAUAAUCCAUUCCGAUGACUUAAAGAGCAGUUAUAGCGAUAUUGGCCAUACCGGACAAGAAAUGCCAUAA